Melanaphis sacchari is the source of this 1602-nucleotide messenger RNA. RefSeq names its product calcitonin gene-related peptide type 1 receptor (gene Dh31-R). NCBI's taxonomy places the organism in Eukaryota, Metazoa, Arthropoda, Insecta, Hemiptera, Aphididae. The record is from RefSeq and is a predicted model, not a curated record. The coding region runs from base 201 to 1439 and encodes 412 amino acids. Gene Ontology annotation, molecular function: calcitonin receptor activity. Gene Ontology annotation, cellular component: plasma membrane. The transcript has 11 exons. Gene Ontology annotation, biological process: cell surface receptor signaling pathway; adenylate cyclase-modulating G protein-coupled receptor signaling pathway.
UUAUUGUUCCCCGCCGGCUGUCGAAACGGCAGUAGUCACGCGACGCUCUCUUCGGUCGUCGACUGUUUCCCGCGGUGGCGUUUUCGGAAAAUUCACGGCAUCAGAAGAGGGAUCCGCGUGCCUCUCCACGGCAACGAAUGCAAAGUUAUUAUAAUCCAAGAAUAGUUAACGUAUGAAUUGGAUUGAUUUUAAAACACACAAUGACUACAGAAAGUCCAAUGGGAAUUUCUGCAGAAUUUCAAAACCAUUUACGAUCAAAAUGUGAACUUAAAUUAAAUGAAACAGUUCACACACAUCCAAGUUUACAUUUUUGUCGGGGGACGUUUGAUGGAUGGCUUUGCUGGGCAGAUACACAAGCCGGAGUCACCGUUCACCAACCAUGUCCAGAAUUCAUUUCUGGAUUUGAUCCAACGAGAACUGCUUAUAAGAUUUGUAAUAAAAAUGCUACAUGGUUCAAGCACCCAAUAUCAGGUGCAGUCUGGUCCAAUUACACAACUUGUAUUAACCAUGAAGAUUACAAUUGGACACAACAAAUCAAUAACAUUUAUCAAACCGGAUACUUAGUUUCGUUCAUUGCACUCCUGCUGUCGAUUGCCAUUCUUACAUAUUUCAAGUCUUUGAGAUGUGCACGCAACACAUUGCAUACCCACAUGUUCACGUCGUUCGCUAUCAAUAACCUUUUAUGGCUGCUGUGGUACAGGCUGGUCAUUGAGCAUCCGUCAGUCGUAGUUCACAACGGGUGGUGGUGUCAAAUACUACACGUCGUCUUACACUAUUUUUUACUAACCAACUACGCGUGGAUGUUGGCUGAAGGUUUUUAUUUGCACACUCUUCUUGUGUUCGCUUUUACGUCCGAAGAUACUUUAGUUCGAUGGUCUUGGACAUUGGCUUGGUCUACGCCGCUGGUCGUCAUUUCUUUGUACACAUUACUACGAAUUUCCAGCGCUCAUACGUCCGAAUGCUGGAUAAACGAAUCGCCAUUUACGGAGGUGCUGGUCGUGCCCGUGUGCAUGUCGAUGGCGCUCAACCUGGUGUUCCUGUGCAACAUUGUCCGCGUUUUGUGGGUAAAACUUCAGGCCGGCCCAUCUCAUCUGUCCAACAGCACACCAUCACGAACACUACUGCAGGCAUUUAGAGCUACACUUUUGUUAUUACCACUGCUCGGGCUCCAUUAUCUACUCACACCAUUCCGGCCACCCAAACAACAUCCUUGGGAACCGUUUUAUGAGGUAGUGUCUGCCACCACUUCAUCAUUCCAAGGACUUUGUGUAGCAACAUUAUUUUGCUUUCUAAACGGAGAGGUUAUAGCUCAAAUCAAGAGACGGUGGCAAUUCAUGUUUUUCCGGACGAGAGCAAACUCGUACACAGCAACAACGGUCUCGGUACGUCAGUUCAUAAGAUCAACCGCAGGUCCAGGCGAUAAUGAAGAUAAAGUUUAGAGACAACAUGUGGUAAUAACGUCAUUUUUCAACAAAAUAUUGAACAUUUUUUUUAAAUAUAUAAUAAAUUGUAUGUUUGUACAAAUCUAUCACGUAUAGACUUUCCAUUUGCAACACAAUAAUAAACUAAUUUGAGAGUUUGUAUUUAAUGUUAUUAUUACGA